AUGGAGCUUCUACGGCCGUCGCCUGUCGGGCUCAUCCGGCAGUCAAUCUGCAGCAGCACCCCGAAGAGCCGGCGGAGGAAGAUGAAGUGGGAGCAGCAGCGGCGGCCGCGCCCCCCACGCCGUGCCGAGCAGGAGAACCCCCCCGGCGGUAGCGGCGGCGUCGUUUACCCCAAAUCAGCUCCGACCCCUCUGCUCGUUGGCCGGAGGAGCCCCCAAGCCCAGAGUCGAGAGGAGCUCCUCGAACAAGUCCUCGCUGACCUCGAGGCUUCCGUCGACCGCGGCGUCUGCAUCGAAGCCGGGAUGUUGGCCUCCGUCCUGGAGACCUGCUCCCAGCUGGGUUCCGUCGACCAGGGGAUCCGCCUCCGCCGCCUCAUCCCGCCGGCCCUCCGGAAGAACUUCUCCCUGUCGUCGAAGCUCGUGCGGUUAUACGCCUCCUGCGGUCUACUAGAUGAAGCCCACCGCUUGUUCGAUGAAAUCCCCCAGGGGCACCGGGCACGAUCAGCGUUCCCUUGGAACUCGCUCAUCUCCGGCUACGCCGACCUCGGCCUGUACGAAGACGCCGUGGCCCUCUACCACCAGAUGGAGGAAGACGGGGUGGAGCCGGACCAGUUCACCUUCCCCCGCGUGCUCAAGGCCUGCGCCGGGCUACGGUCGAACGAGCUCGGGGAGGCCGCCCACCGGCACGCCGUGCGGGCAGGUUUUGGGAGCGACCCCUUCGUCCUCAACGCCCUCGUGGACAUGUACGCCAAGUGCGGCGACAUCGACAAGGCCUGCAGGAUCUUCGCCAAGAUCACCCACCGGGACGCCGUCACCUGGAAUUCCAUGCUCACGGGCUUCGCCAGGCACGGGCUCUUCUCCGAGGCGUUGGAGGUCUUCAAGGGGAUGCUCUCCGCCGGGACCAUGCCGGACCCGGUCGCCGUCUCCACCAUCCUCGCCGGAGCGCCUUCUCUCAGACUCGGAGCCGAGAUUCACGGUUGGGUUCUCCGGCGGGGCCUCGUCGACGACCUUUCCGUGGGGAACGCACUCAUCGGCAUGUACGGCGGGCAGAACCUGCCGGGCGGCGCUCGGAGUGUCUUCGCGUCCAUGCCGGAGAAAGACGUCGUCUCGUGGAACGCCAUGAUCCGCGCCCACCGCCGGGACGAGAGAGCCCUGACGAUUUUCCGGCAGAUGGAGGACGCCGGCGUGGAACCGGACAGGGUCACCUUUGUGUCUCUGCUCGCGGCUUGUGCGAACACAGGGCUGGUGGAGGAGGGCCGAGAGCUGUUCGCCGCCAUGGAGGAGAGACACAGGAUGAAGCCCGGGAUCGAACACUACGGGUGCAUAGUGAACUUGCUGGGCCGAGCGGGGCUGGUGGAGGAGGCUUACGAGACGGUGAAGAAGAUGGAGUUCGACGGCGGCCCGACGGUCUGGGGCGCCCUGCUCUACGCCUGCUCCCUACACCGCAACGUCGCCAUCGCCGAGGCCGCCGCAGCGGCACUGUUCGAGCUGGAGCCCGACAACGCACACAAUUUCGAGCUCCUGGUGAAGGUCUACGGCGACGCAGGCAGGUGGGAGGACGCGGAGAGGGUGAGGAGGAUGAUCAGGGAGAGAGGACUGGACUCCUAG
Molecule: messenger RNA, 1605 nt
Organism: Spirodela intermedia
Lineage: Eukaryota; Viridiplantae; Streptophyta; Magnoliopsida; Alismatales; Araceae
Source: the annotation of a GenBank genome assembly